This is a messenger RNA of Herpailurus yagouaroundi (jaguarundi), 896 nucleotides long. Its product is annotated as complement factor H-related protein 3-like. Bases 369 to 800 code for a protein of 143 amino acids. The record is from RefSeq and is a predicted model, not a curated record. Gene Ontology annotation, molecular function: complement component C3b binding. The transcript has 4 exons. Lineage: Eukaryota; Metazoa; Chordata; Mammalia; Carnivora; Felidae. Gene Ontology annotation, biological process: complement activation.
AUAAAAGAUUAUUUAUACUGUUGUUUGUUUUUGUUUUUUUAUUGCAAGAGAAACGUUGUGAUUUUCCAGAAAUAAAACAUGGACUACUACACAAUGAAUAUAACUAUAGACGAGACUUUCCAGUAUCUGUAGGAAAAAAAUAUUACUAUUCCUGUGACCACAAUUUCGUGACAGAUAAAAAACAGAACGGGGGAUAUAUUCAUUGCACACAAGAAGGAUGGUCACCAGCAGUACCGUGCCGCAGACAAUGUAUUUUUAAUUAUUUGAUAAAUGGAGAAUAUCCAUAUCCAGCAAAAAUAUAUUUCCAAGGUGACUCUGUAAGUGUUAACUGCUAUGAUGGCUACAGUCUUCAAAAUGAGCAGACUGUAAUGACCUGUACAGAAGAUGACUGGGUGCCUGCUCCCGAAUGCCUUCCUCCUGGGAAUCGUUGUGAUUUUCCAGAAAUAAAACAUGGUAGUCUACACCGUGAAAGUAACUAUAGACAAAACUUUCCAGUACGUGUAGGAGAAAAAUAUUGGUAUUCCUGUGAUCAAAAUUUUGUGACUGUUUCACAAAAGCCCUGGGAACAUAUUCAUUGCACACAAGAAGGAUGGUCACCAGCAGUACCAUGCCGCAGACAAUGUAUCUUCAAUCAUUUGAAAAAUGGAGAGUAUCCAAAACAAGGAGUUAAAUAUUUACAAGGUGAAAAUGUAAGCGUUAACUGCAAUUCUGGCCACAGUCUUCAAAAUGAGCAGACUGUAAUGACCUGUACAGAGGAUGGCUGGUUCCCUCCUCCUGAAUGCAUUCCUCUCAGUAAGUAAAUGAUCUGAGAUCCCAGUGUAUUAUGGUUUUCUAACCCUCAUCUAUAUUGACUGUAACAAAAUAUUUAUAACAACUUUCUUAUCUCCCCUAUGGAA